GUUGAGAUAGAUAAGGUUAAAAUGUAGAACAGAAAAUUUCGUAGCUAUAUAAACUGCGGAAAUUUCAAGGCUUUAUCAUAACACACGCAUGAAAUAGCACAGUUAAGUCGGGAUAAUUUCAAAUACACUUCAUGGAACAAUCAGAAAAGGUCAAAGAUGAAGACGAGUGUAAUGGUGUAGUGACAGUACUGGAAGAUGAACACGGGAACCAGUUUAAAACUGUAACUGUUGAUGAAGUUGUCUUCCCAUUUGAAAAACUUAAAAUUGGAGCAGAAAAAAGGCUUUCUUACGUUAAGAAUUUUCCUUAUGAGGAUGGCGAUGUUCUCUUAUGUAGCUAUCCGAAAACAGGUACCCACUGGACAGCAAACUUGUUACAUUAUUUAAUGUAUGAUGGACCACUGGAUGAUCUUGUUUCACAUCCGCCCUGUCUUAUAGAUCUCUUUGAUAUGGAUACAGUGCAACAGCGAGAAGGCAGACGAAUUGUGACAUCACAUUUCCCGCCCAAAAGUCUACCAAUCGAACAUUUUGAAAAGGGCGGGAAAACAGUUCUGGUGUUCCGUAAUCCCAAAGAUGCAGCCGUUUCGAUGUAUCAUCAAUUAAUAAGAUUCAAAAUGCUGGGUGAAUUUAAACUAUCAUGGAAUAGUUACAUUGAUUACUGGGUUGAUGGAAAAAUGUUGAUGGGUUCUUUCUUUGACUAUUACAACAAGUGGCAAAAGUAUUUAGAAGAGAAGCCAGAUCUUGAUGUACUUAUUGUCCAGUAUGAAGACUUGAAAAUGGAUAGUUUAAAUCAGUUACGUCGAAUUCAGACUUACCUUGGACUCAGCCAUUCUGACGAAAGACUUCAAACCGUUUUAGAUAAAUGUUCGCUAGGCAAUCUUAGAGCUGAUGUAGAAAAUGGAAAAAUUAAAACAGUGCUAAUUGAUGAAUCAGGAAAAUCAAUUCUUUAUAGAAAAGGCAUAAUCGGGGACUGGAAGAACCAUUUUACUGUUGCACAGGAUAAGAAAAUAGAGGUGAUUGCUAGAGAUAAAUUUAAAAACAGCAUAUUUAACUACAAAGCUUGGGUUUGUUGACAUAAGCUUAUUAUACAGUGAUUUGCUGUAUUUUAUUGGACUUUUGAACAACGAUGUUGAAUCAAACAAGGUGUUCAAUUACAAAAAGGCAAUGUACCGCUGCUUGAAACUAUAUCCAAGCUUUUAUAAACUCAAUCAUAGUAAGUUUUCUGACAAAACAAAAAAACAUUCGAAACGGAGAGCACUUUAGGGGGUGGGGAUGAAAACAAACGUUGAAUAAACUUAGUUUGUAUAUUUAAUACAUAAUCUUCCAUACUGCUUAUUGUUUCACUAGGAUGCAUUACUUUAAAUAAAAACACGUUUGGUUCAAGGAAUUAGACCGGACAAGUUGUAUCCUGUCGAAACGUACAUAUUGCACUUACACUUGCAUAGUUCAUGUACAUUCUAUCAUCUCUCAUUGUAUAUUGUUUCCAAUGAUUUUUUGGUAUUACUACUGAUAAAAGCAUCAGAAACAUCGGCAACACUACAAAAUGUUCUAACGGAAGAAACACAUUUUAUAUAGCUUAUAAUAUCGGAUUAUCAAUGUGUUGCUUCUUUUUGAAUAACAUCUUAAAAUGCUUGGAUAGAUAGAUAUGUUAAACGUUAAAUCAUUAGAAAGUUAUAAUUGCUCUUGAAAGAGUAAAUGGAAAUAGUAAAAUGUAACUCAUUA
This is a messenger RNA of Ruditapes philippinarum (Manila clam), 1719 nucleotides long. Its product is annotated as sulfotransferase 2A1-like. Gene Ontology annotation, cellular component: cytoplasm. Gene Ontology annotation, biological process: sulfation. The transcript has 6 exons. Gene Ontology annotation, molecular function: sulfotransferase activity. The record is from RefSeq and is a predicted model, not a curated record. Bases 132 to 1070 code for a protein of 312 amino acids. NCBI's taxonomy places the organism in Eukaryota, Metazoa, Mollusca, Bivalvia, Venerida, Veneridae.